ACUGAGGACCAUAAGCGACACUUUUAUCAGACCGGUCCAACUGAUAUUCACAUCUUCAAAUUUGAAAACUCUUAUCCUUGCACAAUAUUAUUCAAUGGCGGCCAAGAAGAAGCCAGGAGUGAUCGUUUUGUUCGACGUGGACGAUACUCUUACAGCUCCAAGGAAGGAAGCUACUCAAGAAAUGCUCCAUUUUAUCCAAAAAUUACGCAAGGUAGUCACUAUAGGACUCGUCGGUGGAUCUGAUCUAAACAAGAUAUCUGAGCAACUUGGCAAAACAGUCACUAACGACUUUGAUUAUUGUUUCACUGAGAAUGGUCUUGUUGCACAUAAAGAUGGUAAAUCCAUUGGAAUCCAGAGCAUGAAGCUGUUCCUUGGAGAAGAUAAGCUCAAGGAGUUAAUCAAUUUCACGCUGCACUACAUUGCAGACUUGGAUAUUCCAAUCAAGAGGGGAACAUUUAUAGAGUUCCGAAAUGGAAUGAUCAAUGUGUCACCGAUUGGUCGCAACUGCAGCCAGGAAGAAAGAGAUGAUUUCGAGAGAUAUGAUAAGGUUCAUAACAUUCGACCAAAGAUGGUGGCUGAACUUCGUGAGCGGUUUGCACAUCUUAACCUUACUUUCUCUAUUGGAGGACAGAUUAGCUUCGAUGUCUUCCCUAAAGGUUGGGACAAGACUUACUGCUUGCAAUACCUUGAAGACUUCAACGAAAUCCAUUUCUUCGGUGACAAAACCUACGAGGGUGGAAAUGAUUAUGAAAUAUAUGAAUCACCAAAAACAAUAGGCCAUUCAGUAACGAGUCCAGAUGACACAAUGGCACAAUGCAAGGCUCUGUUCUUGUCUUGAAACACUAUCAAUCUCCAUUUGAUUACUUGCUUUACAAGCAAAGGAUAGAACUAUAUAUGUUUGCAUACUGAUAGUCUGAUACCAUAUGUUUUGAAUCUUGAUUCAUAAAUAAAAUAAAUUAUAAUCUUUGUUUA
Brassica rapa (field mustard) is the source of this 972-nucleotide messenger RNA. Its product is annotated as phosphomannomutase. Lineage: Eukaryota; Viridiplantae; Streptophyta; Magnoliopsida; Brassicales; Brassicaceae. Gene Ontology annotation, biological process: mannose metabolic process; protein N-linked glycosylation; GDP-mannose biosynthetic process. Gene Ontology annotation, cellular component: cytosol. The record is from RefSeq and is a predicted model, not a curated record. Gene Ontology annotation, molecular function: phosphomannomutase activity.